Austrofundulus limnaeus is the source of this 318-nucleotide messenger RNA. Its product is annotated as ladderlectin. The coding region runs from base 1 to 318 and encodes 105 amino acids. Lineage: Eukaryota; Metazoa; Chordata; Actinopteri; Cyprinodontiformes; Rivulidae. The record is from RefSeq and is a predicted model, not a curated record. The transcript has 4 exons.
AUGUUCUUUAACUACUGUGUGUCUCAGGGAGGAAACCUUGCUUCUGUCCACAGCGCGGCUCAGCACAGCUGGCUGAAGAGUUACAUCCACAGCAGGACCAAUGGAUACCCUGUGACUUGGAUCGGAGGUUCUGACAGCCAACAGGAGCAGUACUGGUUCUGGAGUGACGGCUCUCGCUUCAGUUUUAAGAAGUUCUGCUCAGGAACUCCGAGGACCAACACCGGUCUGAACUGUCUGGUGAUGAACGUCUCAGACUGCAGGUGCUGGUACGACUAUCCCUGCAACUAUGGCUUACCAUUUGUCUGCGUCAGGAAGUGA